This is a messenger RNA of Talaromyces rugulosus, 672 nucleotides long. RefSeq lists its product as uncharacterized. The transcript has 3 exons. NCBI's taxonomy places the organism in Eukaryota, Fungi, Ascomycota, Eurotiomycetes, Eurotiales, Trichocomaceae. The record is from RefSeq and is a predicted model, not a curated record. The coding region runs from base 1 to 672 and encodes 223 amino acids.
AUGAAGGUCAUAUUGACUGGCGUGACCGGCUUCAUUGGCCGCGAGAUACUCGACCAAUGCCUUCAGAACCCAAGCAUCUCCUCCAUUGUGGCCCUGUCGCGUCGUGAACUGCAGCCGCCAGUGACAAGCAACUCCAAAGUGAAAGUUGUCGUCAUGGAGGAUUUCCUCGUCUAUCCCAAACCUGUAUUGCAGGAGAUAAGUGGUGCCGAGGCUUGUAUAUGGGCAUUAGGAAAAGCGCGAAUGCCAGACAACGAGACCAGUCGAAAGGUGAGCAUCGAUUAUACACUCGCCGCGGUUCAAGCGUUUGAGCAAAAUUUCUUGUCAACCCCCGAGGGUGGGAAGAAAUUCCGUUUCGUAUAUCUUAGCGGUGCAGGCGCAGAGAAAGACCAGGAAAAGGCUCUCUGGGUUAUGCAGGAUUAUCGGCAUAUCCGAGGUGAGGUAGAGAACAAAUUACUAUCAUACGCCAAAGACCACGAGCCCAGAUUAGAGUCUUACAUUAUGCGACCUGGUAUGGUGCUUUCAAAAGAAAUGACUAUAAGAAGCCUGGUGUUUGGCUUGGGCCCAUCGGUAAAAGUUGAUGCCUUGGCUAAAGUGAUGAUCGACUUGGCACUGCAUGGAAAUGAGCGCCAAGUCUUGGAGAACAAUGACAUAUGUGAACACGAGUUGCAUUAA